Messenger RNA from Labrus bergylta (ballan wrasse), 3486 nucleotides. The record is from RefSeq and is a predicted model, not a curated record. NCBI's taxonomy places the organism in Eukaryota, Metazoa, Chordata, Actinopteri, Labriformes, Labridae.
AAGUAAUAGUAAGCCUACAGUCGACAUGUUGAACAGCAGGUAGGCCUAUGGUAGGUGACAAACAGGUUAUGCAAGAAGCAAGAAAGGAGGUAGUUGACGCCGCCCAUCAGGUGUGUUAGCAGGUUGACUCACAUUUCCACCACCAAAGCGUAGAUUUACACACAUUUUUCCCUCCGACAGUCUGCGACGAUAUUUACUUUUGAGCCCAUCCAACAAGCGUAUGGCUACAUGAAUGGACUUUGACUUCAACCCGUCGGAAUUGAGGCAGUUUUAAUGUUUUAUCCUCCCAUGUCUCGGGUAUGGCUUCUGCUUCUCCUGGGAGGACUCGUGCUGCCAGGGGUGCGUCAUGUGAGUGGAAUAGAUAUUUACACGCCAAGUGAGGUGGAGGCGGUCAACGGGACAAAUGUGAAGCUGAAGUGCACCUUUACAUCCAACCGUCCAGUGUCUCUUCAGUCCGUCACAGUGUCCUGGAACUUCAGAUCCUUGAAUUCAGGAUCAGAUGAGUCGGUGUUUUACUACCAGGAGAUGCCAUACCCUCCCCAGCAUGGGCGUUUUAAAGGCCAUGCAGUAUGGUCAGGAGAUAUUUUGAGACGCGAUGCCUCCAUCACCCUGCAUGAGGUGCCUCCGACCUUUAAUGGCACCUUCAUCUGCCAGGUGCGCAACCGUCCAGAUGUGCACGGCAGUAAUGGAGAGAUCGUCUUCAGAGUCGUCAACAAAGUUUCCCUCUCUGAGAUCGGCAUCCUGGCAGCAGCCGUUGGAGGUGCCUGUGGUGUUAUCCUCAUCCUUCUUGGUAUCUUUGUGGCAGUGAGGUUUUGCAAGAAAAAGCACAUGGAAAACGACAUUGAGAUGCACACUGAGGAGUCGAAGAGGAAGGACCCGACUGUGUGGUGAGGGCCAGACAUCUGGAGCUCCUCUGCUCCUUUUAUUCUGGGGGCUGGUGUGGAAAUUGGGGGCUGGUAGGGUACACUCUGCUGGAAAGGACAAAUGAGAUUUGAGGGUGGAAAGGCUCCUUUUUCUUCCAUGUUUGCUCCUCCAAUGUGAACCUUAAAUAUUAUUGCAUUUUAUUUACUUCAGUAUUAGAGAUAUUGUGCAUCACAUUUGCAGCUUAUUAUUUUACCAAAUCUUUAUUCACUUCUGUAUGUUUCACCAAUAUUUGUCAAUGAUUGUAACACUUAGUUUUAGUCAGAGUUUUUAAGCUGUAAAGUAGGAGAUGUAAAUAUGGAGGGAUUUCGAACAAAAAUGAUGUCCUCAAUUUACAGCAGCAGUUCUGACUGCAUCUUUACAUCAUCAAACAGAAUCAUAAUUGACUCUAUCCCGAUAAAAGCACAUAGAGCACAAAAUACAUUAUUCCGCUGCUGUGAAUUGAGUUGUUUCCUAUCUUUUGCUUUCUACUGAGGAGUUUAACUUUUAAAGCUUUGCAAGAUAAGAGCAGAUAUACUUUUUCUGGGCAAUACCUUCCCUUUUCUUCAAAAGCUGCUGUUUCACAGUAUGAUCCAUCUUAGGCUGGGAAUACAUGUGAAGAAUUUUCCAAACAGAGACAACUUAAACAUGGAGAACCAUGAUGCAGUGGAGAGAUGCUCAUGAACUGAUGUCUUGGUCGUCUUUGUCCACGGGUGGGAGCAGCUCAUAAAAUCUCUGUGGUACUCUUAACUGGGUUUCUUUCAAGCUGAGGUUCUGGUUAUUGUAUUCUUUAAGCCUCUCUCCCUGUUUAUAAUGGAAUGGAAGUUGUUUUUUUUGUGAACCACUGUGGGCCCUUUGUUUGCUAGAGGUUUCAAGCCUCCAGGUAUCCAUGAGAAGCCUGUCUUACUGUCAACGUGUGUUUGCAUCAGUUUACCUGAAGAGGCAGUUCAUCUGACAGUAGUGAUGAAGGAGAAAGAAGCGGAGAGUUCAGACGAUGAAGAGUCUGAACCCAGCAGUGGGGAUGAUGAGGAAGAGGACGGCCUUGAAGAUGACGAUGAUGAUGAUGAUGAUGACGAUGAUGACGAUGAUGACGAUGAUGACGAUGAUGGUGGCGAUGAUGGAGGUGGUUUAUUAGACUAGAUUGAUUAAAUGUGUUCUUCCAUCUAUAGCAUCAGGGCUUAUAAAUCAACCUGUUAUGUAAGUUAUUGUACAUUAAAUGUAUCAUGGUUAUUGAAUAAUACAGUAAAUACAUUACAGUAACAUUGAUUUACAAUUUACUAUUGCACUCUUAACACUUUUAUUCUCCCGAUGGACAGUAAAAAACAAACAAAAAAAGGCAUCCAAAUCAAUGACACAGGACCAGUACUGUCAUUUUUAAUUAAUGCAUUGUUCCUUGUCAAAACUUAAAACCUACAUUAACCAUAACCCACCAGCAACCCGGCAGACAAAAGUUUGGUCAGGGUCACUGAUGAUAAUGUUAUGCUAGUAGAAGCAGCCUUCAGCUGCUAGCCUGAAGUAGAAGAGAGGUGCAAGCCACUACAGGUGUCUGUCAUGUCUGCUAACUUCUUUCCUUUUCUCUUUUUAAUUUUAAACUUUGAAGUUAAUUCCAAACUAACACUGACUUAGGUGACAUCCCUUAUUUCCCAUAUUUCAUGAACCUGCAUCUCCAGCCUCAAGAGACUUGUGCAACGUAUUCCCCUUUCAUUUCUGUGUGUUUUUUGGAUAUGGAUUGAUGAAUGUGUGUCUGGGUGAUUGUGCAUUACCACUGGAACUCUGCUUAUUUAUGCUAACUCACUGAAUAACAGUUCAGCUGUUGUUAGGAACGUUUGCCUUAGAACAAUGUUUGGAAAACUCGUUCAUUUUUCGUGCCGAGUAAAUGAACUAUAGAUUUUUUAAAGAGGGAAGCCAGUUUAACUUGGCUCAUUGUUUAAAACACCACAUACCAGCAGACAAGUGUCUAACCAACUAUGUGAUUGUUAGAUUAAUGCAACAGCAACUGUUUGUUUAAACUGUAUAAUCUUUUAUUUUUUACAUUUUUUAAAGAAAUAGCUUCUAACUGUGUCUUAGUGUUUAACUUAAUGAAAGUCCAACAUGAUAUUUUUGAGUGAUAAUCAAUGCUACGUGUUUACUACAAUGGCAACAUUGCACAAGUGAUUAUGUACAUAGUGUAAGAUAUGCAGAACUUUCCACUGUUUAACUCAAGUCUUAAAAUAUCUUGUGAACAAUUGUGGAAUAAAGAGUUGUUUUUGAAACAGUAGGUCAGCUCUUGAGGUGAACAGUUUGAGUGGGUGAGUGUGAAAUUCCAGUGAUCAGCCACUCCUUUACGUGUCAUACACAACAAUGUGGCACACACUCCCUGGACUCAGAACAGGAAAGUAAAACUCAGUUUGUUCAUUUCACUGCCAAAGUCAGUUUGUCUGACUGUGGAUCCACCUCUGUCUAAAAUGAGUGGAUUUGAAAUCAUCUCACUGGGCCUUUUGUAUUUUUGUAAUAGUUUGAAAUGUUUUAGCAUUAUUAACACCUACAACAAUGAAAAUGCAGCUUGCAAUACUUUGGAAUUGCUCAAAUAAAAGUUGAAAAUCUGAA